Molecule: messenger RNA, 1398 nt
Organism: Pieris macdunnoughi
Lineage: Eukaryota; Metazoa; Arthropoda; Insecta; Lepidoptera; Pieridae
Source: the annotation of a GenBank genome assembly
AUGGAUGAAGCCUUUGCGCAUUUGGAAGGAAAUAAACAAGGGGAUGGAAAAAAGGCAACUGUAGCCCCAGACGGGGGUUGGGGCUAUGUUGUGUGCAUUGGUGUUGGAUUUACUUUUAUGCUUGGGUUCGGCUCUUCCAAUGCCUUUGGCAUUCUCUUCAAUAGUUUUUUCAUGGAACAAGACGGUGCUAGUGGUCUUCCUCUAGUCAUAGGUGUAUAUAAUGGUGCCUUAUCAAUUGCAGGGUUUUUAAGCGGCAUUGCCCUUAAGAAGUAUUCGUUCAGACAAGUCGGGUUAGUCGGCGCUGGAUUGUUCGUCUUAGGAGAUAUACUGACAAUAUUUGUACAAAGGACAUAUCAACUAGUAUUCACAUUUGGAGUUAUACGAGGUGCUGGCUUCGGUGUUAUGAUACCAGUUAGUUUUACAGCAUUUAAUUGUUAUUUUACAAAGAAACGCACAGCCAUGAUGAGCGCUAACCAGACAAUGAGUAGCAUGGCAUCCAUAACAUUUCCAAUUCUAGUAACUUUUCUACUAGCGGAAUAUGGCUUUCGGUGGACCCUUGCGUUAGUAAUGGCUAUAGAUCUUCAUUUAUUAUUCGCAAUGAUUGUGAUGCAUCCAGUUGAAUGGCAUAUGAUUAAAGCGCCUGAAGUUAAGGAACUCUCAUCAUAUUGUGACGUUAACAGUGUUAAAAAUAAAUCCGAGUCCUUUGACGAAGCUGUUAUAAAAAUGUUGCCAGGUGAUGACGUCAUUGAGAUUAAGAAAUCACCUCUCCGGCACGAGUCGAUCCAGAAAAGCAUUAUAAAAAUAAUAUAUGACAACGUAGAACUUGAUCUCCUAAAGGACCCGAAAUUCGUCAGUACCUUGGUAGGCCUCGGAUUUGCCUUCGUCUCAGACGUGACCUACCUAGCCAUGGAACCGAUGCUCUUAUUCUCCUAUCAGUAUUCGAAGAUGCAAGUCGCAACAUGUGUAAUGGCUGGGGCGAUUGCUGAUUUGGCUGCUCGAUUCUUCCUCGCUGUAUUUACUUAUUUCUACACAGUCGACAGUAGGAAGGUUUUCUUUGUGGGCACAUUUAUAACGAUGAUUUUAAGAAUUGUUCUCAUACUGUCAGAUAAUAUAACGUAUGUCUUCGCGAUAACUAUAAUAUCUGGCCUCGUGAGGUGUUCUGUACAAGUGCUAUUUCCACUUGUGCUGGUAACAGCUGCUCCUGACAGAUUUCCAGCAGCUCUAGCCCUCCACAUACUAUUCUCUGGAUGCCUCAUGUUGAUGGCGGAUCCUAUGAUAGGUGUAAUAUACGAAGCAACGGGGAGUUACGUGAACUGUUUCAUAGCAAUGAGUUUUUGCUGUUUAGUGUGUAUUGUUUUAUGGACUGUAGAGUAUUUUGUCUAUCGUAAGAAAGCGUAA